AUGCAGUGGACGCCGGAGCACGCCCAGUGGCCCGAGCAGCACUUUGACAUCACUUCCACCACUCGGUCUCCCGCCCACAAAGUUGAAGCUUACAGAGGUCAUUUGCAGCGCACCUACCAGUACGCCUGGGCAAACGAUGACAUAUCUGCUCUGACGGCAUCCAACCUACUAAAAAAAUAUGCAGAGAAGUAUUCUGGCAUUUUGGAAGGCCCUGUGGACCGACCCGUACUCAGCAACUACUCGGAUGCACCAUCAGGACUAGUGAAUGGUCGGAAGAAUGAAAGUGAACCCUGGCAGCCUUCCUUGAAUUCAGACACUGUUUAUCCCAUGAACUGUGUUCCGGAUGUCAUCACUGCCAGCAAAGCUGGGGUCAGUUCAGCCCUCCCUCCGGCAGAUGUCUCUGCGAGCAUAGGGAGCUCUCCUGGGGUGGCCAGCAACCUGACAGAACCUAGUUAUUCGAGCAGUACCUGUGGAAGCCACACUGUACCGAGUCUUCACACAGGGCUCCCGUCUCAGGAAUAUGCCCCAGGAUACAACGGCUCGUAUCUGCAUUCCACUUACAGUGGCCAGCCCGCACCUGCACUUCCUUCACCGCAUCCGUCUCCUCUGCACAGCUCCGGGCUCCUACAGCCGCCGCCGCCACCUCCCCCGCCGCCAGCGCUGGUCCCAGGCUACAACGGGACUUCUAACCUUGCCAGUUACAGCUACCCCUCUGCUAGCUAUCCUCCGCAGACUGCUGUGGGGUCGGGGUAUAGUCCUGGGGGGGCGCCCCCUCCUCCGUCAGCAUAUCUGCCUUCAGGAAUCCCUGCUCCCACACCCCUGCCCCCCACCACUGUUCCUGGCUACACCUACCAGGGUCACGGUCUGACACCGAUCGCACCCUCGGCUCUGACAAACAGUUCGGCGAGUUCUCUCAAAAGGAAAGCUUUCUACAUGGCAGGGCAAGGAGACAUGGACUCCAGUUAUGGAAAUUACAGCUACGGCCAACAGAGGUCCACACAGAGUCCUAUGUACAGAAUGUCCGACAGCAGCAUUUCAAACUCAAACCGGGGGAAUGGCUUUGACAGAAGUGCUGAAACAUCAUCCUUAGCAUUUAAGCCAACGAAGCAGCUAAUGUCCUCUGAACAGCAGAGGAAAUUCAGCAGCCAGUCCAGUAGGGCUCUGACCCCUCCUUCCUACAGUACUGCUAAAAAUUCAUUGGGAUCGAGAUCCAGUGAAUCCUUCGGGAAGUACACGUCGCCCGUGAUGAGCGAACAUGGGGAGGAGCACAGACAGAUGCUCUCUCACCCCAUGCAGGGCCCCGGACUCCGCGCAGCUACCUCAGCCAACCACUCCGUGGACGAGCAACUGAAGAAUGCAGACACACACCUCAUCGACCUGGUAACCAACGAGAUUAUCACCCAAGGACCACCAGUGGACUGGAACGACAUCGCAGGUCUCGACCUGGUAAAGGCUGUCAUUAAAGAGGAGGUUUUGUGGCCUGUGUUGAGGUCAGAUGCGUUCAGUGGACUGACGGCCUUACCUCGGAGCAUCCUUUUAUUUGGACCUCGGGGAACAGGCAAAACGUUAUUGGGCAGGUGCAUAGCUAGUCAGCUGGGGGCCACGUUUUUCAAGAUCGCUGGCUCUGGACUUCUCGCCAAGUGGUUAGGAGAAGCAGAGAAGAUCAUCCACGCCUCUUUCCUCGUGGCCAGAUGUCGCCAGCCCUCAGUGAUUUUCGUCAGUGACAUUGACAUGCUUCUCUCCUCUCAAGUGAGUGAGGAACACAGUCCAGUCAGUCGGAUGAGAACCGAAUUUCUGAUGCAGCUGGACACCGUGCUGACGUCGGCUGAGGACCAAAUCAUAGUGAUCUGUGCCACCAGUAAACCAGAAGAGAUAGACGAAUCUCUUCGGAGGUACUUCAUGAAACGACUUUUAAUCCCACUUCCUGACAGCACAGCAAGACACCAGAUAAUAGUACAACUGCUCUCACAGCACAAUUACUGUCUCAACGACAAGGAGUUUGCACUGCUCGUCCAGCGCACAGAAGGCUUUUCUGGGCUAGACGUGGCUCAUCUGUGUCAGGAAGCGGUGGUGGGUCCCCUCCAUGCCAUGCCAGCCACAGACCUCUCAGCCAUUAUGCCCAGCCAGUUGAGGCCGGUUACGUAUCAAGACUUUGAAAAUGCUUUCUGCAAGAUUCAGCCUAGCAUAUCUCAAAAAGAGCUUGAUAUGUAUGUUGAAUGGAACAAAAUGUUUGGUUGUAGUCAGUGA
Molecule: messenger RNA, 2247 nt
Organism: Rangifer tarandus platyrhynchus (Svalbard reindeer)
Lineage: Eukaryota; Metazoa; Chordata; Mammalia; Artiodactyla; Cervidae
Source: the annotation of a GenBank genome assembly